Rhineura floridana is the source of this 1303-nucleotide messenger RNA. It is a transcript of the gene TMEM127, whose product is annotated as transmembrane protein 127. Gene Ontology annotation, biological process: negative regulation of TOR signaling; negative regulation of cell population proliferation. The record is from RefSeq and is a predicted model, not a curated record. The transcript is spliced from 4 exons. Lineage: Eukaryota; Metazoa; Chordata; Lepidosauria; Squamata; Rhineuridae. Bases 439 to 1302 code for a protein of 287 amino acids. Gene Ontology annotation, cellular component: membrane.
CAUACAAGGAAAGAAAGAAAGAGGAAGCGUAUCCCUUCACUCCUUCUUGAAACUGAGGCCCUCCGCCCGCCCGUGUGGAUUUUAAAGAACAAGGUUAUUUCUCUCGGGAGGACUUGAGAGGAAAAGGCGGGAGCGUCAUGACGUCAUGAGCCGUGCUCCCCCUUCCCCAUCUCUGACGGGGCGCCGCACGCGCGACCGGAAACGGAAGUGGCCGCGUCUGUUGUUUGGUGGCAGGAAGGGACGGGUUUUUUUGUCCGGGUUGGCGCCGGAGCAGCAGCAAAACAUCGGGCCCUGGAGUGCGCUGCGGGCGCGGAGGCGUUUGGCCUAGGUGUUCGAAGCCGGCGCGGCUGGGCGCCCGGGAAGGCGCUUGAGCGGUGAGCGAGCGAGGCAGGUUCCCCAGAGUGCAGAAGGGACACUACACCUGGUGAUCUGUUCUGCAUGCAGCCUUCUGUCAAUCUGCUCCAUCCCGACAGGUGCCUGAUAAUAUUGGCAACACCAGACACUCACUCACUCCUGAAGAUCCCAAGUGCUUCUGUCCACAGUGUUUCAUUGGAUUUAUUUGGACUAAUCUCAGAAAGAGGAUCCAUGUACACCCCAAAUGUCUCUGUGUUGCCCAGUGGGCACAGGCGGACAGGUCAGGAUGGCAGUGCCUUGCCAAAGCAGCCAGAAAGGAGUCUGGCUUCUGCAUUGCCUGGUGCCGUCUCAAUAAUCGCUCUGUGUACUGCACUGGCAGAGCCUGCCUGGCUAUGGAUUCAUGGGGGUACUUGUUCUCGCCAAGAGCUAGGAGUUGCUGAUGUUCUUGGAUGCGUAGACCCAGAUUUACUUAAAGACUACUGCAUGAACCCCCAGACAGUAUUGUUGCUUCGGGUUAUUGCUGCCUUCUGCUUCUUGGGGAUCAUCUGUAGCCUUUUGGCGUUCCUGUUGGAUGUGUUUGGACCAAAGCACCCUGCAUUGAAGAUCACACGACGUUACGCAUUUGCCCACAUCCUCACAGUACUGCAGUGUGCCACAGUGAUCGGAUUUUGUUACUGGGCCUCAGAGCUCAUCCUUGCGCAGCAGCAGCAGCACAAAAAGUACCAUGGCUCACAAGUGAAUGUCACAUUUGCCUUCAGCUUUUACCUGGUGGCUGGAGCUGGUGGGGCCUCCAUCCUUGCCACAGCUGCCAACCUACUGCGCCACUACCCCACUGAAGAGGAAGAGCAGGCGCUGGAGCUCCUCUCCGAGAUGGAGGAGAACGAACCUUACCCAGCAGAGUACGAAGUGAUCAACCAGUUCCAGCCACCACCGGCAUAUACACCGUAAU